Messenger RNA from Ochlerotatus camptorhynchus, 1724 nucleotides. RefSeq lists its product as uncharacterized. Bases 117 to 1457 code for a protein of 446 amino acids. The transcript is spliced from 3 exons. The record is from RefSeq and is a predicted model, not a curated record. NCBI's taxonomy places the organism in Eukaryota, Metazoa, Arthropoda, Insecta, Diptera, Culicidae.
UUUGCCUCAGCGAGGAAUGAAACAUUUUUGCGCAUUUUAUAGAAAUUUUUCUCGUGAUUUUUCACAAAUCGAGUGCUAUUAGUAUAAAACGUAAACUAAUAUUGAAAACGGAAACCAUGGAGGAACACAUCUACAACAAUUUCAACCCUACGCGCUGCAACAUUUGCUUCACCCGGACCAUCGAUCACCGGCUGACGAUGGUCGGCCAAAAGAUGCGUUAUUGCAAGGGCUGCCGGUUAAUUGGAUACUGUGGCGAGCAGCAUCAAAAGGAGGAUUGGAAGAAUCACAAGGACUUCUGCCGUGCCGUAACGAAGAUCCUGACGAUGAAGAAAAUCGAUCACAUCAUCGAAGUGCGGAAUGAAAGUGAUAAGAUUAUCGGUGGAACCAGACGGGAUUUAGAAUGUGCCAUUUCAUUGGCUGAAUGUCUAACCAUUUCGAUGCUGCAGAGAAAGCUCCUUCAACAUGAGUACACUUUGUUGCGGUUUCCGAACAUUUGCCAUGUGUGCUUUGAAUAUGAUAUGAGCAAGCUCAAGGCUUGCGAGGGGUGCAAUCAAAUCUUCUAUUGCAGCGAGGAGCAUCGUCUGCAAGAUGUUCGGAAGCAUACACAAUGGUGCGAAAUGUACCGUAUUAAUCUGCUACUCGAUGCCGAUUAUCCUACUCGAUUGGAGAUUUUUGGUUUCCCGAAACUUAACGCUUUCAAGCGGGUGAAAUUCCCAGAGGACACUUUCGAGCUGGUUAACUUAGCUUACACCGGCAACAUCCCCAGCACACCGCAAUCCGUGAAGGAUUUCAAUGAUCUCAAGUUCAUUUCGAACUACUCCCACAUCAGUACAAUCUUGUACGCACUGAAUGUCACCAACAUGAACGAAGAACUGAAGCAAUCGCUUGUCAUCUACGUCGUCGGCGCUGAAGACGAAAUUGUAUACUUCGAUUACAACACCUGUUCGGUUAUCUUCACAUACAUACCACAGAUCCGUGACGUGAUAAUCCACUUUAUCGGACCUGCCCUCAGUUCCAUCAAAGACGAAAUAGAACUAAAUUACGAAGGCACCCGCUCGGUUAAAAUGUACUACCAUAAAGGGUUCUACCACACGUUGGAACCUCUGGAAUCGAUGGACCGGCCUCAGAUCAUCGUAAGUUACAACUGUGGCUUCCAUGAGCAUAUCGAUUCCACCAAGGACACCUGGACCCAUACCCUAGCACGGUUGAUCCGGUUUGUUAAUAUUCCGAUUGUGUUCACUUCAUAUACGCAAGAGGAAGCUUGCCAGGAUUGUGCAAUAAUCUAUAGCAUUGGCAAGCGGUCGAUUAAGAAGAAGGAGCUCGUGUUUGUAAAACGGGCAACCGCCAAUCCCUACAAGGAUUACAAACCGCUGCGUAACACAAACUACAUUGACGAUUGCGACGAGCUGUACUAUUCCAAUGGAUACAUCAGUCUGGUGAUUAGCCGCGUGCCCUGAGCUGUGAUGGCAUUUGGCCCACGGUGUUCCUUUCUUGGAAGCAUUCCUUGUGUUGCAUUUAGUACAAAGUAGUAAGUGCCGGAUCUAGUUGUUUUUACUGUUUAUAUUUUCUCAUGAAUUUUAUACGAAUGAUUGGAAACGUUUUGUUCGAGCUCACGGAGCAUAUGUGCUAAAGUGUAAAUUAUUUCUGUGUAUACUUUUAUGAAUUCUGUUUCUAAUAAUUGAAGAGUAUGCCAAUGUAAAAGUGAAGCUUAAAAAGUAACUAAG